This is a messenger RNA of Lecanosticta acicola, 1310 nucleotides long. The record is from the annotation of a GenBank genome assembly. Lineage: Eukaryota; Fungi; Ascomycota; Dothideomycetes; Mycosphaerellales; Mycosphaerellaceae.
AUGCCUGCCCUAGACGUAGCGGAGAUUCGCAGUCACUUUCCAGCUCUGCAGCAGAAACAGGUGUUUUUUGACAACGCUGGAGGAAGCCAGGUCCUGAAGGCAGUCAUCGAUUCGUACAGCUCCCCAUUCGUAUCCCAAACCACCGCUCUGACCUCACACGAAUAGCAUUGUAGCAUACCUGACCUCCAACAACGUCCAGCUCGGAGCCAGUUAUCCCGUCUCCCAGGCAUCAACCGAUCUAUUCGAGCAAGGAUGUGCGGCAGUCGCCAAGUACAUUAACACAACUCCCGAUUGCGUAGUCCUCGGCCCUUCCACAACGCAGCUGUUCCGAAAUCUGUCUCUCUCACUGUAUGAGUACAUCACUCCGGGCUCAGAGAUCAUCGUGUCUUUGCUAGAUCAUGAAGCCAACAUCGCCUCCUGGGUCCAACUUGCAGAAUGGAGACAGUGUACCCUGAAAUGGUGGAAUGCCGAAGACAAACAGAAUCCCCAACUAGAUUGCAACGUCUUGCGGAAACUCAUGACUGAUAAGACAAAACUGGUCUGCUGCACCCACACCUCGAAUAUCCUCGGCACCAUCAACAACGUCAAAGCCAUCGCGAAAACCGUCCACGAAGUCCCAGGGGCUCUCCUAUGUGUUGACGCGGUGGCAUACGCCCCUCACCGAGCAAUCGACGUAACAGACUGGGACGUCGACUUUUAUUCCUUCUCAUGGUACAAACUCUACGGCCCACAUAUUGCUUCCAUGUACGCCUCCAAAUCCGCUCACAAGCACCUCCGGACUCUAGGCCAUUUCUUCAAACCAACAGACGGUCUAGAGAACCUUCUGGGCUUAGCCGCCGCAAACUACGAGCUCACCGCUUCGAUUCCAAAGGUAUGCGACUACUUAGCAGGCAUUCCUUGGGAAGAGAGUGCGAAGCAUGAAGAGAACUUGCAGGCUAUUCUCAUUGACUAUCUGAAUUCCAAACCGGAAGUCUUUCGCAUCUUGGGAGAGCCUGUUGCUGAUCGAGAGAAGCGGGUGCCCGUGAUCAGCUUCACGGCGAAAGGCAGGAAGAGCAAAGAUGUUGUAGAUGCGAUUGAAGCAAAGAGCGACUUUGCAUGUCGUUGGGGCUCGUUCUAUUCCAAUCGGCUUGUGAAGGAAGUGCUUGGACUAGAUCCCAUGGAUGGUGUGGUGAGAGUCAGUUUGCUGCAUUAUAACACAGGUGAGUGAAACCGCGAAUAGACAUGUGAAGACCAAAAAAUGAGCUGACAGUGCACCAGUGGAAGAGAUCACAGGCUAUGUCAAGGUUUUGGAUGAAGUUAUACAGUCAUAG